Molecule: messenger RNA, 9105 nt
Organism: Aplysia californica (California sea hare)
Lineage: Eukaryota; Metazoa; Mollusca; Gastropoda; Aplysiida; Aplysiidae
Product: trichohyalin
Exons: 12
Molecular function (GO): protein binding
Source: RefSeq, a predicted model, not a curated record
GCGAGAGGGAAGAAAAGAGUGACUAUUGCGGAAGGAUACGAAGUGAUUCCACCGAUCCCAAUUGCUAGCCUAGACAAAGAGAAUGACGAAGAUGGUUACGGGAAGAAAGAUGCAAUUGCAAACAGGAUGGAGAGAGAACUGGUUCUCAUGGAAAAGGAGUACAAACGAAAACUGUUCGACAAACUCCUCAAACGUGGCACUGACCUGAUCAGGUAUUUGUCAAGGGAGAAGAACAUUGAUGACUGGUCUAAAAGAUGGUUGCGGAACUUUGCCAAGGUACACAGUUUCAUGGGCAGUGCCUGUACAGAGAAGCACAACUUUGACAGGGCGCGUACCCAUCACACGGCUGAUCUCAAGAUAGGGGAGUCAAUACUGAAUACCCGGAUACAGUCAAGAGCUCUAGAACACUUAGGACGUACGUACAUCUUUGAGAACAGACACGAGAAGGCUUUGGAAUACUUUGCCAAACGUGCUCAUCUUCCCCGAGACACGGAGGAGACCGCACGCCUCUUCCACGAGAUCGCCAACUGCUUCUUUCAGCUCAAGGCCUACAAGUUCGCCAAGGAGUCUGCCCUUGUGUCCAUGAAGGCGGCAAACGAGGGACAACAUAGCAUGUUCCAGCUGCAGUCGUCGGUGCUCCUUGCGGUCACAGAAGUGAAACUGACACGAUUGGAUAAGGCCUUCGCGAGGUUCGGAGAAGCACUCACAUACGUCAAAAUCAGAGGGGAUCAUGAGGCAGAGGAAGCAAUCACUGACGCAAUGCAGCAACUUGCUUCAAAGAUUGCUGGGGAUGUGAAAGAAAAGUUGCUGGAGAAGGCCAAAGUCACGGGAGGAACGAAGGGCAAGGGCACACCGAAACUGGAGGAAGCCAUGAGAGGAGAGGCUUUUCAGACAGGUGAUGAGCCCGCUUCCUCCAUGUACGGAUUUCUCAGUUCCAUGAAAGAGGAAGAUGCCAAAGAGCAGGGCAUGACGAAGAGCCAAAAAAGUCCAGGAUCGAAAAAAUCAAAGGAUGACAAUCAACAAAAAGGUUCGGAGACAAGCAGGACCGACCAGAGUGGUUUCCUCCUUCCCCCAAGUCCACUGCUGGACAAGAAGAAAGGGGAGAAAGAGGAGAGAAUUAUCAAGAUGGCGAGUGAAGGCGGCGAGGACAAAAAGAGAAAAGCUCCAAGACCUCAGUGGGCAAGGUUCCGCAGGGGUCGUCAGGGAGUUCCGACAAAGGCUAAAGAGAACAUCGCCAAGAAAGAUCCACAAAGUGACGCCCAAACAUCGCUGACGAUUUCUAAACAGGAAACUGGGGCUGAGAAGGCUUCUGUUGUUUUAGGAGAAAGAAAAGAGGGUAAAAUUGGGUCGUCAGUUGGUGCUGCUGCUUCUGAUACGUCUGUUUUGUCAUCAGUCACUAAAAAUGAUAAUGACAACGGAAAGCAAGCCGAUGUCAUUAAAAUUGAAACAAGAAAUGACAUAAUUCGUGUCACAGGAGUUGUUGAGAAGGGGGGCGAAGAAGAAACAGACGGCAAUGCUUCAUCUACCACUGCAAGAGAAAAGGGUGGGGACAAAGAGAAAAUGAAGGCUUCUUCUAAAGAGAGGACAUUCGUUCCAAAGAGAAGAACGUCAAGACCGAAAGACGUGUCUGAGGACACCGCAGAUGAGAGCGAAACAACGCAAAGAAGUGAAAACCGAACUCGUGCAGCUUCUGAAGAGAGAUACAAAGCAAAGGCAUUUACGGUAAUCACAUUCCCUAAACCGAAACCUCGAAAGAAAAAAGACAUAGACGAGCAGAAACAAGAACCCAAUCUUAGUAGGAGAUCUUCGGACAGAUUUAUUGGUUUGCAUCCAAAGAAAGUAGCGGGGCGAAGGACUAGCAUGCCUAAGGAAGAUCAGGAGGAAGAAGAAAUGAGAAUAGUGAAAAAGACGCCUAGAUUUGUUGGAUUGUCACAGAAAGACGCUCUACGAAGUGAAGAGGCUCGACGCAGAAACUCUCAACAGGAUGAUGGAGACGAAAACAAAAACAUGAAAUGGGUUGCAAAGACUGAGAGGUUUAUUGGACUGAGACCAAGAGAUGAAAGCAGAAGCGAUUUGUAUGAUAGAAGAUAUAGUCAAGAUGACCUAGACAAGGAAUCAGUGAAAAAGACUCCAAGAACAGAACGGUUUAUAGGACUGAAACAGAGGGGCGGGGAAGUUUCCAUGGGGAUCCCUCCCUCGAUCCCCAAGCUGGCAAUAACUGGCAGCAAAAAAAUACAAGAAGUUGGCCAGGAUACAGAAGAAGACUACGCUGACGACGAACCAUCUUCCCGUGUCUUGACUGUUAUAAGGGAAGUCACAGGGAUGAGCCUGGCUGACAUGUUCAAAGAUGACGUUGGAAAGGAAACCGGAUCGUCGUCAUCGCAAAAGGAACUCAAGGCCCUUAAUGAGAUGGUCAAGGUAUCUCUUCGCAAAGACAGCAAAAAGUCCGAGAAGAAAUCCCAGGAUCUUGAACUCAGAGAGAAACGCAUGCAAGAGGAACAGGAUCGGGAGGUGGCCAUUAAACGAGCCAGGCGGAAGCGGUGGUUACAGUCUAGAAAAGCGAGUUUUCUACUUAUGCUGAACUCGCCAUACGCUGAGGUGCAUUCAGUACAAGGUCGGAGCUAUGAGAACAACUCUGAGGAGAGCAAAAAGCGAAAGCCCAAAGCGAGCCCGAACAGCGAGAAUGAGAACCAAAUGUUCGGCAACCUAGAGGAAUACAUCAAUAAGAAAAGAUCCCAGAAAGACGUUGAAAAGACUCCAAGGGGUAAAGGAUAUGAAUCUGAUGGAGCGACUAAGACGGGACGUUCAACUACCAAAGGUACCGGAGAGAGCCCCUCUAUGAGUAGAAAUAUGAUGGGUGGGAAGAAGAUGGAAGAGGAAGACAGGGCGAAAAAAAGAAGGGCUGAAGCUGAGGAGCAAGCGAAGGCGUCAAAAAUAGAACUGGCUCUGGAACACGCAGAAAGAGAAAUGAAAAGGAAAGAAAGGGAAGUUAGGAGGGAGAUUCGAUUAGCUGAGGAGGAAGCAAUAAAAAUGAAACGGAAGGAAGAGAAAGAGGAGAGAGAAUGGAAGAAAAUGGCUCCUAAAGAAUCAUUUAACACACCUUAUAAUAAAAUCCAGUCCAAAGUCGAAGUGAUGGAUAAAAAGGAAGACUUUGGAGAGGAAGAAGAAAGACGUUGGAUGAUGGAAGAGGAGAAAAAGCUACUGAUUGCGAAGAGAAGACACCGGAGGGAGAAAGAGUUAAGGAGGAGGGAAGAGGAAGAAAAGAGAAAGAGGAAAAUGGAGGCUGCUGAAAAGAAAAAGGUAAGCAAACAGGAACCGAAUAAAAGAUAUGUUUUUUUUUUGGUUUUGGUUAUCUACCCUCAGAGAUUCAAGAAUUCUCCCAAUUUCCGCUCCGAGGACACUGAAACUGCGAACGAAGAUGAAGAAGAAGAUGAGGAUGAAGUAGACUCUGAAACUACCCCGAUAUCGUUGAACAAAGAGACAACAGCCAGGACGGAAAAAAAUGAAGUGGUUAUCUCCAAGAGCGAUGAUAAGGACAAGACGGAGAAGGGUGAGAGGGAAGAAGUGGUUGAAAAUGCAGCGAAAGAAAUAAGACAAAAACCUGUCAAGAAGUUGGAGACAAAGGAACGAGGAAAGAAGAAUGAUGAGGUAACAGAAAAAGACGUGGUGGAACGGAAGAAAGAAGAAGCGAAAGCAAAAACUCCGGAGACAGAACAAAAAGAUUAUUCAAAAGAUACAAUGCACGCAAAGACUACACAUGACCCUGGAACAAAUGAGAAAAUGAAACUAAAACCUUUAAAUAAAGAACAAACAAAAUUUGAACACACAAUAAAAAAAGACAGCAAAAUAUUGCCUGCGAAGAAAGAACAAGCAAAAGAAACAUCUCCUGUUUUGAAACAGGAUUUUGAUGGGAAGACAACCAAAGGACCAGAAGCACAACCGACCAAAGAAACAGAGGAGACGAAGAAAGAAGUACCAAUAAAAUCACCGAGGAAGGAAUUGGAUACAGACAAAAAAGACAUUGGCAGAGAGAAGAGUAAGCUGCCAACAGGCAAGAAUAAAUAUGAAUGGAAACAAAAAUCGACAAACCAAAAACGAACGGAUGAUGAACAAAAUAAAAUUAAGAAUGACAAGAUAGAGAGGAAGGACGGAGAAAAUAUGGAAAUAGCUCCAAUCUUGGAGGCAAAUGAUGGACAGAAGCAAAAUGAGAUUGCUAAAGAACAAGGAAAACCACAGAUCAAACAAGAGCAAGAGAAGAAAAAAGAAAUGACGGUAAUAUCACAAAGAAAGGAAACACAUGAAGACGGAAAAGUUGUUGGUAGAGAUAAGAGUAAGGUGCUCAAAGAAAAGAAAGUUGAAAUAAAACAAAAAUCACCAGACAAAGAAACAACAGCUACUGAAAAGGAGAUAAGUAAGAGUAAAGAUAUGAAAAGAAAUGAAGAAAAACAUAAAGAAGCGUCUCCAAUUUUGCAAGAAACUGGUGACAGAAAGAAAGAAAGUGAGAUCGCUAAAGAGCAAGAUAAACAGAAGACGAAACAAAUAGGGGAGGAGAAAAAAGAAGUGACAUUAAAAUCACCCAGGAAGGAAAUGAAUGUGGACAGAAAAGAAGUUGGCAGGGAAAAGAGUAAGGUGCUGCAAGAAAAAAAGGUUGAAAUGAAACAAAAAUCAUCAAACAAAGAAAAAACAGAUACGAAAGAGAGUACUAUUAAUAGUAAAAAGAUGGAUGGAAAGGAAGACGAAAAGGAAAAAACGUUCCCCUCUCUGAAAGAACCUUGUGACGGAAAGAAAGACACUGAGAUUGCUAAAGAGGAAGAAAAACAACAGACCAAACAAAUGGAAGGAGAGAAGAAAGAAGUAAUGAUAAAAUCACCAAGGAAGAAAAUGAAUGCAGACAAAAAAGACAUUAGCAGAGAAAAGAGUAAGGUACUCCAAAAAAAGAAGGUUGAAGUUAAACUAAAUUUUCCAGACGAAGCUACUGGAGAGAAGACUAGUAAGAGUAAAACUAUGGAAAGAAAGGAAGAAGAAAAAGAAGACAUGUCUCCAAUUUUGAAAGAAUCUGGUGAUGGAACGAAGGAGGAAGAGAUUGCCAAAGAACAAGGGAAACAGCAGACCAAACAAGUAGAAGCCAAGAAAAAAGAAAUAACAGUAAAAUCACCGAGGAAGGAAUCGAAUGCAAACAGAAAAGAGGUUGGCAGAGAAUCGAGUAAGCUGCCAACAGGCAUGAAUAAAAACGAAUCGAAACAAAAACCAACACUCAAGGAAUGGACAGAUUCUAAACCGAAGACAAGCGAGAGUGGAGAGAUGGAAGGAGAGAAAGAAAUAAUGGAAGGGACGUCUCCUGUCAAGCAACAGCAGGAAGAAAGAAAAAAGAAAAGUGAGAUUGUAAAGCCAGAAGGAAAGCACAUGGCAAAACAAGGGGAUGGGCAGAAAGUGAAAGUUCACACAAGUCCACGUGUUGGUAAACAGGGAGGUAAGGCAGAUGGAGUGAAUAAACGACAGAUGGAAGAGGACACAAAGAGAACGACUGGAGAGGUUGUUACAGAGACGAAGGAAAAAGUGCACGACAUGUCUUCGGACAGAGAGGAAGCUGCAGACGAAAAGAAGACGGGUAAGACAGUAAAGGAAGCUGGGAAACCUAAGAACGAAGAAGCGAAGGAAAGGAAAGAAGACAAAAAAGAAUUAGCUACAGACAAAAAGAAGAUGAUGGAUAAGACGAAAGUUAAUGGGGCUGUAGGGGUUAAUGUAAACAACGAGAGUAAACAUGAUGGAGUGAAACAAGAAAAAGUACAAGAAAAAUCCGUAAACAAAAAUCAGAGAGAAGAAGAGCAAAACAAGACGAAACAAGCAGAAGCUAAGGAAGCAGGCAAAAUUGAGAGUGACAAAAAGAUCGUGGAGAAAAAAGAAAUGAAAGAAACCUCUAAAGUCAGAGAAAGAACAAUGCAAACGACAAAGAAAAAAAUAUCAUCAGCUGCAAUUGUGGCAAAGGAGGGGACUAAAGUGGAAGAAAAGAUGAAAGAAGAUUUUAAACAAAAACCUCUAAAGAGGAAACUACCUAACGAUGGGAAGGCAGAAACGGAAGAUGAAAACGAAGGAGAAAAAGAGACACAGCAACAGAUGCCAGAGAAGAAAGAUAAGUUUAAAGGAAAUCCUCUAGCACAAGACUUGCAAAGGAGUGAAAAGAAAAAGCCCAAACUGUCUGAAGAGACAGAAAGACAAAGGGUAAAAACUGGCGCUGACAAGAAAGUAGAAACAAAAGAAAAGUCUUUACAGAAAAGACGGGCUGGUGUUGCAAGUAAGAAAAACAAGUCGACCACUGAUAUUGUAACGCAGAAGAACAUCGAGGUGAUUGAUAAGACAGUAACAGUUCUAGAUACGUCUCCUCUCAGUGAAUCAAAAGGAGAUGGGAAGAAGAAAGAAACGCCUGAUAAAGACGAGGGGCAACAGAAUAGUAAACUAGCAACCGAGAAGAAAGAAGAAAAUACUCAAACAACAUGGGAUAAGAAACAGACAGAAAAAGAAGAGCCGCCAGAAGAUGGGGGGGAAGAAAUAAGAGACGAAAACGAAAGAACAAAAGAGACACGUAAACAGAUGCCAGAGAAGAAAGAUAAAUUUAAAGGUAACCCUCUCGCGCAAGACUUGCAAAGGAGUGAAAGGAAGAAACCCAAACUCUCUGAAGAGACAGAAAGACAAAAGGUAAAACCAGUCGUUGAGAAGAAAGUAGAAACAAAAGAAAAGUUUUUACAGAAAAGCCGGGUUGGUGUUGAAAGUAAGAAGAUCAAGUCGAAUGCUGAACACGUUAUAACCCAGAAGAACAUCGGAGUGGUAGAAAAGAAGACAAAAGUUCAAGAUGCGUCUCCUCUCAAUGAGUUGCCGGGAGAUGAGAAGAAGAAAGAAACGCCUGAUAAAGACGAGGGGCAACAGAAAAGUAAACAAACAGAAAAGAAAGAACCACCAAAAGAUGGGAAGGCAGAAACAGAAGAUGAGAACGAAAGAGAAAAAGAGACACGUCGACUGAUGUCAGAGAAGAAAAAUAAAUUUAAAGGAAAUCCUUUGUCACAAGAACUACAAAGAAGUGAAAGGAAGAAACCCAAAAUUUCCGAGGAUACAGAAAGGCAAAAGGAAAAACAUAACGUAGAGAAGAAAGUAGAAACGAAAGAUAAAUCUUUAUCCAAAAAACGGACAGGAGUUGAAAGUAAGAUGAUCAAGUCCACUGCUGAAGUCGUCAUGACAAAAAAGAAUAUCGAGACGGUACAGAAGAAGGGAGACAUGGAGGAGAAAUAUUCUCCUAUGGUCACUGAUAAACAAGAGAGUAUCGAGAAAAGAGGAAAGAAAGAAGACACGAAAGAGGAAAUCGAAGAAAAAGAACCAGAUGAAAUUACAAACGAGGAACCGGAAAAGGAGAACAAGAAUGUUGAAGAAAAGUCAGAGGAAAGCCCCCCAGUUAUUUCCCCCAAAGAGUCGACAAAAGGUGGAAAGAAGAAAGCCACACCUAGUGUGGAGGCACAGAAGCAGACGAGUAAGACUAAACAGGAGUCAGCUGAGAAGGAGGAAAGAAAACAAAACUCUCCUGUCAAAGAAGAGGCAGAUGGUGAACUGGCGAAACACACUGUUAUUCAAGACGAAGAAAACAAGAAGAGUGAAAAGAUGGGAGGGAAGAGAACAGAAAUGAAAGAAGUACCUCCAAAGAAGCAGAAAAAGCCAAGAAAGGAAGAAAAAGAGGGUCACAAGGAAGUGAACAAACAUGAUACUGAACAAUCGGAAAGGAAGACAGAGGAAACAAAGGUAACACCACCCGAAAUACAACCGAGCGAAGAUAGACAGAAGAGUUCACAAGAAAAACUUAACAGUGAACCGGUGGAUGAAAAGAAGGAAGAAAACCAAGAAAAUGUAACACAGAAAGAAUUCAAGAAAGAACAAAAGAAGGAAAAGAAUGACGGUAAAAAGGUAGUAGAGAAACAAAAUGACGAACCCGUGAGAGGGUUGGAAGAAGAGGAGAAGCAGAAAGAUGAGCAUGAGGACAAACAGAUCGAAGAGGAGAAAGAGAAAAAGGAAGAAGAGGUUUCAGAACAGAAACAAACAGAAUAUGAACAGAAAAUGAAUGAGACUGACGAGGGUAAGCGAAAACAGCUAAGCAAAGAGAAAAAAUCGAAGAAAAAACAGAAGAGCGAAAAACCUUCUAUGAGUGAACCAGCUGAAAAUAUUGAAAAAGAUAGUAAAGAUGACCUUGAGAAUAGCAAAGUUAUAGAGACGAGUAAUCAUGUCAAUGAAAAGAGUAAAGACAGUAAAUCUGUUGAAGAAACUGAUGUGAAAAAGCCAAAAGAGGAGGAACAGAAGAAAGAAGAAAGGGAAGAGAUGUCUGCUCAAAGUGAAAAGAUGGAGGAUGAAAAGAGAGAAGAUGAAACUGAAAACGAAAAGGCAGGGACGACGACUGAACAGCCUAUAAGUGUUAACGAUGAACAAAGCUCCCGGUCUCAGGAUAAAGACUUGACAGAGGAAAUAAAGAAAGAAGAAGAAGAGGUAGCUGACGAAAUGGAGAAGGACGUAAGUGUAAGGGAGGAAGAUGAGAACAAAGAAGCAUCAAAGGAUACAGCAAAUACUGCAGAUAAUGUCGGAAAGGAAGAAACGAAAAGAAGUGAAGAGAAGAAAGAAGAAAAGAGGAAAAAUGAGACUGUUAAAGAAAAAGGAAAACAGCUCGUCCAACAGAAGGGUGUUCACAAGGAGCAAAACAAAGGAAAAACACCAAGGAAAGACACAAAAGGCGAACAAAAGAAGACAAAAGAAGUUACAAACGAUCCAAGGAAACGGAAGGCAAAACAGGAGGACGGAAAGACAGAAGACAUGGAAGAAAAAUCUCCUCAGAAAAAACAGAGAGCAGAUGGGAAGAAGAAACCUGAGACUGGUGAAGAUACCAUGAAAAAGAGGACGAGAGAUACAAGUAAGGAACCGAGGAAAAGAAAGAUGAUGCAGAAGGGAGGGAAGAAAGAAGACGAGACAAAGAAUAACGAGGCAGAGGCUGAAAAGGAGAAAGAAAAGGAGAAACAAGAAGAGAAAGAAGAAGAAAAAAAAGUCACGUCUUUAGAAGAGGAUGAGAAGAAAGGAGAAGAC